GAUUUUGACAGAUAGAGGCAGAAGAGGUGAUUUUUUGUUGGCCUUUUGAUGAACGAAUUUAGGCGAUUGGCGAUAAUUUUAGUGUAAAUAAAAUUAUCUAAGGAGUAUGGUGAUUACCAAUAUUCCUGGUUAGAAAAGACUAAAAUUAGACCACGCUUCAACAUGAGUUCGAAGAAAGGAAGGCGCCAAUUAGGCAAUAAACAUUUUCCAAUAGCCGAGUCAGUGAGUAUAGCUCUGAAGAUCCAACUGGAUAAGUUCUUGAGUGAUGAAAAUGAGACUGAACUUAAGUUUCCGACGUUUCUGUCGGCUCAAGAGAGAGGCUUCAUCCAUGAGACAGUGGCGAAGUUGGGGUUGAAGUCAAAAUCGCGCGGGAAAGGUGUCAACCGUUACCUGACGAUAUACAAGCGUCUUGGCUCAACCAUAAUCCAGAAUGAUGCCAAACUCAUCUUGGAUUCCAACAUGCGGUGUACCAUAGCGGAGCUGUUCAAUGCCUUCCCGAUCACCAGCAAGGAGAAGGAUGACCUGAGCUGUUGUCCGGAGAAGGAACGUAGCCCACAGCUAGCUCAUAAGACUCUUGGGCAGUUGAACAAUGGAGUAGCUCAGGUGCCAAAUACUACAUACAAUCCAGACCUGAUAAAGUUCAGGGAGAAACUGCCCGUGUUUGAACAGAGGCAAGAACUACUCCAUGCCAUCACACACAACCAGGUUAUAAUAGUAGCGGGUGCCACCGGCUGCGGCAAAACGACGCAGCUGCCGCAACUGGUGUUAGAGCACUGCCAGGAGCACAAACAACCUGCGAGAAUCUACUGCACGCAGCCGCGACGCAUUUCUGCCGUGUCCGUCGCCGAGCGGGUGUUCGUUAACGCUGCUAAAGAACCGAGCAAAGAUAAUCCCGAUGUUGAAUACUGGAAAAAUGAAAUUACUGAUCGCUUUUAUGCUGACGGUACUGAACUUGUUCGCGGUAAUUGGGGCGGUCAACAACAGCCACAACAGCAAGGCGGAUUUGCGCCAGCUCCACAGCCUACGGCACAACCGCAGCCAGUAGCUCAACCGCAAGCACCGCAACCAAUGGCGCAGCAAGGUUACGCUCAGCCAGCCAUGCCAGUAGCUCCUCAACCUGUAGCACAGCCUGUAGCACCUCAGCCAGUAGCUCAGCCUCACUACGACCCUAACCAGUACGCACAGCCGCAGCAGUAUGCACAGCAGCAACAACAACCGCAACCGCCUACAGCUCCUGUAGCGCCUGUAGCACCUCAGCAACAACCGCAGCCAGUAGCUCAACCGCAAGCACCGCAAGGCGGAUUUGCUCCUCCUGCUGCUGGAACUAACCCAAGCUUCGCUCCACCGCCAGCACCGUAA
This is a messenger RNA of Ostrinia furnacalis (Asian corn borer), 1359 nucleotides long. Its product is annotated as 3'-5' RNA helicase YTHDC2. Gene Ontology annotation, cellular component: intracellular anatomical structure. Lineage: Eukaryota; Metazoa; Arthropoda; Insecta; Lepidoptera; Crambidae. The record is from RefSeq and is a predicted model, not a curated record. The transcript has 5 exons. Bases 163 to 1359 code for a protein of 398 amino acids. Gene Ontology annotation, molecular function: RNA binding; helicase activity.